Molecule: messenger RNA, 2285 nt
Organism: Helobdella robusta
Lineage: Eukaryota; Metazoa; Annelida; Clitellata; Rhynchobdellida; Glossiphoniidae
Exons: 10
Coding region: 175-1482 (435 amino acids)
Source: RefSeq, a predicted model, not a curated record
CAGAAAUAUUUAAUUAUACGACGAAAUUCAAAACGUUUACGAAAUUAUUAUGCAAUAAAGUUUAUUUGUCAACUUUAUCGCUUUGAUUAAUGUUGAUAAUUGAUAGUUUUUAAAAAAACCUACCUCCUGUAGUUUUAAAUUAGAAAAUUAUUUAGAUUAAAUUUUUUUCAACAAAUGAAUAUAAACAGGCUGACAAGCAUUGAAACAUCAUCACCAGCAUUACCUUCUUCACUAACGUCAGUAGCAGAAGAAACAUCGUCAAAUUAUGAAAUUCAUUACAUUGGGGCCAGUAAACGGAGCAUCAGCAGGUCACUUAGUAGCAGUAGCACUUUCUUCUGUUUUCACAGUGUCAUGAAUUUUUUUACCCUGGCACAUCUACUCAGACUUCUUCGACUCAUUCUACAGAAGAUUGUCAUGGCUUUUGCUGAAAUGACAAGCAUAAUUCUCAGCCUAAAAUCCUUGCUGAUGCAGUCGAGUGUGAACUUGGUAAGUUUUUGUCAGAUGUACCCACCUGCCAUCCUAUUCAUGAUCAACAUUGCGCUCUUUGCUGUCCUCCUGACGUCCAUUGGUUUCUACGUUAAGGUGUCCGAUCAUGUCGACUCGACUGAGGAGUGGAGGUCGUUUCUAGAAAGUUUCUCAAAGUUGGAGCUCUGCAUUGUAGCCCUAUCCAACACCACCGUCGCCGCCACUCCCGACAGCAACGACAUCAGCAGCAAGAAGUCGCAGUUCAAUUCUCUCACAAAAUACGAAACGCACUCGAUCCCGAUAUCCCUCUCCAUACGUCCCACGCAGGAGCUGCUGGCCUGGAAUUCAUCCAUACUCCACUUGAGCACCCUCAUGUCCGGCAAGCACAUCGGACUGGAAGGGGACGACUCACAAGCCAUAAUUAAUGUGACCUUAUUGUACAAGAGCCAAUCAAAUGCCUCACUCUGUAACCAGGGCAAGUUGUCUUCAGGCUGUCCAAUCGUUGAGAACGUCGUCGGCUGUGUACAGUUCAAAGCACCUAGGAAUAUUUUUCCAGAAAAUAAACAUUUACAACACUGCCCGGUGAACCAGCUGUCAGUUGCAGGCAUGUUAGCAGACGAACUCACUCGCAACAACCCACCAAUCAACAAAAAACAAAACCGUAUCAAAAGCAGGAAGAGUAGUAGUAAUAUUAAAAGUAGCAGCAGCAGUAGUAGCGGUGGUAACAGUAGAAGUAGUAGUAGUAGCAGUAGUAGAGUGUACUACGGCAGUUUGAACUGGCAGAUGAUUGGCAUUGAUACGAUAUUUUAUUGUAGGAAUCGUCCCACCAUCAGAGCUGACUUCAAUCUCUUUCUUCUCAAACUUCCUGCAAAUGUCAUAGACCAUGAGACCAGACAGCACCUAUUCAGAACGAGCUUCUUCCUGGCGUCAUUCGUUGUCGUCAUCGUUCUGUAUGGGGCUUGCUCCAGCCACCACACACACAAGAACAGAACCAUUUCCUCCUCGUCCGAGUCUUGAUAAUGAUGGUGAUGAUGAUUGUGAUGAUGAUGAUGGUGAUGAUGAUGAUUGUGAUGAUGAUGAUUGUGAUAAUGAUGGAUGUGUGAUGAUAAUGGUGAUUGGGAUGAUGAUGGUGAUGAUGAUGGUGAUGAUGAUGAUUAUUACCAUUAUCAUCGUCAUGACGACCAGUUCUGCAGCACUUUGUUCACAUUAUUAAACAAAUCACCAUCUCUUUCAUCUUUGGAGCACGCACACACACACGCACGCACGCACACACACACAUACAUGGUACAUAACACACACACUUAUAUAUGUAUAUGUUUGGAGUUCAACAAUAUAUAUGUAUAUAUUUAUACAAACACAAGCAUAUACAUUGUCUUCAUUCCGAUACAUAUUAUUUGCAUAACAAUGGUUUUUGUUUGCCUCUCACUUUUAUUCACACACACACACGCACACACUUUUUUCGUUCUCUCUCCUCUCUCUCUCUCUCUCUUUCAUCAUAUUUUCUCACUUGUUUGAUUUUUUGUAUUGCAAAUUUAAUGUAACGGUACUUAGUAGUUUGUAAUUGUUUUACUUCUGCAUGACGCCUGUUCAAUCUUUUACAUACCCACACACACACACACACAUACUUAUAAACAAUUGUACAUGGUUGUACGUACAAAUGUAUGUGUGUAUGUAUGUAUGUUUUUUUUAUUAACGGUUUAUUUUUAAUUAUUGAAUUGUAAUUUGUUUCGUCUUUGACUCAUAGGAUAUUAUCAGUUUGUAUCGACCUGUUUUGUGAGUUAUAACUUAUUUUCAUGAGACGAAUGAAUGGAGUAAAACUC